AUGACUGAGACUAUUGAUUGGAAAAAGAAAUACGAAGAAAUGGAGAAAAACUAUAAAGAUAUGGAAUCAAUACGCAUUCAUAGCGUUAUUGCUGAUAUUGACGAUUUACAAAGUAAAAUUGAAGAACAUGAAAGGGUAAACACAGAAAUUAGAAACGAACUUGAACAAGAAAAUGAACAAAUAAAGGCAAAAAUACGUGAAGUUAAUCGAAUGAAAAAAGAAAUUGACGAAAUUAAUUCUAAAAUUGCUUUAGUAAAGAAAUCCAUUCAUGAUGUAAAUCCAGUAUUAGAAGUUUUAGCUGGAUACAGUAAGUUUAACAUUGAUAUUCAGGAAAAGAACUACUUUAUUAUUAGAAUUAAUACAAAAAUUUGCUUUUCUUUGAAAAGCUUACAAGAACUUGAGUAUCAACCUAUUCAAGGUCUCGAUCAAAUUCCAAAUAAAUCUCUUCGCGCCAGUUGUCAGCUUAAUUUUAGACAAUUACCAAAACUUUGCGAUCAGGUUUUGCAAUACAGCGAGCAACCAUCUAAUUGA
Trichomonas vaginalis G3 is the source of this 531-nucleotide messenger RNA. RefSeq lists its product as uncharacterized. Lineage: Eukaryota; Parabasalia; Trichomonadida; Trichomonadidae. The coding region runs from base 1 to 531 and encodes 176 amino acids. The record is from RefSeq and is a predicted model, not a curated record. The transcript has a single exon.